This is a messenger RNA of Emericellopsis cladophorae, 2475 nucleotides long. RefSeq lists its product as uncharacterized. Gene Ontology annotation, biological process: ERAD pathway. Gene Ontology annotation, molecular function: protein binding. The coding region runs from base 1 to 2475 and encodes 824 amino acids. The transcript has 4 exons. Lineage: Eukaryota; Fungi; Ascomycota; Sordariomycetes; Hypocreales; Bionectriaceae. The record is from RefSeq and is a predicted model, not a curated record. Gene Ontology annotation, cellular component: endoplasmic reticulum membrane.
AUGGCGAAACUCAUACCAUGGCUACUCGUGCUGCUGCAAGCCACGGCAGUCUUGGGUGCCAACUGGGGAUUACCGUUCACGGACAAGAAGCCGAACACCAGGCAGACCGGAAAGGAUGUGAAGCCUGCUGUUGACUACCAUCCAGACGGACAGCAUCAUGGCGACUACGGCGCCAACCACUACAACGCAGCCAUGAGGCUUCUGCGAAGUAUUCCGAGAAUGAACAUGCAAAGCCCGAAAGAUACGAGCAUAUUCUCGACAGCGCUGCAAUAUGUUCUCAAGACCCUGCCGACUGGGCCAGCCUCGGCGCCCUCUAGCCAUCACCACCAUCACCAGACUGGUGUUAGCGGCACUUUGGCAGAGGCGACCAAGGCUCUUGAAGAUGCUGUUGCUGCGAAUAGCUCCGAUGCGCUAUACUUGCUGGCAGACAUGAACUUCUUUGGCUACUACAAUCACCCGCGCGACCUCAACAAGGCUUUCCAGCUGUACGAAUCACACGCCGAGAAGUACGGCAAUGCUACGGCGCAGUACAUGCUGGGGGUGUACUAUUCGACUGGCCUCGCCGGCGUAGUUGCGCCUGAUCAGGCGAAAGCUUUGCUGCAUCACACGUUCGCAGCGGCGGGAGGCAGCCCGAGGUCUGAGAUGGCCGUGGCGUAUCGACAUUUUGCUGGAAUUGGGGCCAUCAAAAGUUGUGAUAAGGCUGUUGCUCACUACAAGCGCGUGGCGGACAAGGCCAUCGAGUGGUAUAGGUCAGGGCCGCCGGGAGGUCGCACCUGGGUUGUACAAGGAUGGCGCAUUGCCGACGACGACGGUGGCGUGUAUGGCGAAGGCGCAAGCGCAUCCAGCGCAGGUAUCAACGCCUUCCGGCCGAACCUCAACUCAGAUCAGAACGCUGCGAUUGGAGAUGUUAUUGAAUACCUGGACCUCAUGUCCCAAAAGGGCGACUACAAGGCGGCCUUCAACCUGGGUAGAAUUUACUACGAAGGGCAGCGCGGCUUGGAGAGAAAUCUCGACAUGGCGCGAAAAUACUUUUGGGCUGUCACUACGCGCUACUGGAAGCGAGACGGACGCAUCGUCGAAAAUUACAAGCCCGGCAUCGAAAAGACUGCAUGCAAAGCGGCAGCAUAUCUCGGGCGCAUGUACUUGCGUGGUGAGGGGGUCUCCCAGGAUUUCGACAAGGCGAGAAUAUGGUUUGAACGUGGCAUCACCAACGGCGACCCCCUUGCUCAAUAUGGUCUUGGCUUGAUGCACCUGCAUGGCUACCUUGGCAAGGUCAGGAUACAGAAAGCGAUGAGCCUGCUCAAGGUGGCUGCCGACCAGGACUUUGCGCCAGCACAGGUCGAGAUGGGCCGACUCCACCUAGAUCAAGGGUCAACGGAGGACCUGCGAGUGGCAAACAAUUACUUCGAGCUCGCGGCUCGGUACGGCAACAUUGAAGCCAACUACCAUUUGGCCGAGAUGGUACACCAUAGCGUAGGACGCGAGAAGAUUUGUGCAAUUUCUCUCAGUUACUACAAGAGCGUGGCGGAGAAGGCCGAGCCGCUGGUAUCAUCGUGGGCGGACGCCAAUGUUGCCUACGAAGCGGGAGACUACGAGACUGCCUUUCUUGGCUACUUGCUUGCCGCGGAGCAAGGAUACGAGAGAGCUCAAACCAAUGUGGCGUACAUGCUGGACUGGGGAAACACCCAGCUUCCAGCCGUGAACUACUUGCGCCAACGCAUCAGCGGUAGUAAGCCACACGGUGGACUACUGAACAACUCGGCACUCGCCCUGGUGCAGUGGACCAGAUCAUCGAGGCAGUCCAACAUUGACUCCAUGGUGAAGAUGGGAGAUUACUACUAUCACGGCAUUGGCACAGAGAAGGACAUUAGCAAAGCUGUGCAAUGCUACACGUCUGCUUCCGACCACUCCCAGAGCGCGCAAGCUCUGUACAACCUUGGCUGGAUGCAUGAGCACGGCGUUGGGUUGAAGCAAGAUUAUCACCUCGCCAAGCGCUACUACGACCACGCUCUCAUGGUGAACAAGGAGGCUUACCUGCCCGUCACUCUGAGUCUGCUCAAGCUCCGAGUCCGCAGCGCCUGGAACACACUCACCCACGGCGAAAUACAUGGCAUCCAGGAGGAGCCCAACGCACGCAAAGACUGGUCACUGUCCGAUUGGAUCGCGCACUUUAUCGACCAGGGCGAUGACUAUAUUUACGACGAGGACGGCUACUACGACGAUUACUUUGACGAUACCAUGGAUGGCGGCGAUGGCGAGUAUGACGAUGCCGGUAUCGUUGAGAGUAUCCUGAUUCUCGGUGUGAUGACCGCAUUGAUCUUCUUGCUGUGGUGGAGGCAACGUUUACAACAAGCGCACGCGCAGCGCGAGGACGAGAGGCGGAGAGAGCAGGGGCUUCCACCAAUGCCGCCUCCUGCGCAACCUGCGCCUGGCAACGGGUUCGCAGGAUGGGCUGGUGGAGGCAUGGGCUUGUAG